AUGGAGAAGAAGGAAACAACCACUUCCAGCCACAAAGGCAUGUGCGAGAAGGUCUUCGAUGCCUUCAACCCUGGUUCCCGACCACAUCGCCGCCUCGCUCUCCACGGUCAAGAACCCGAAGCCACCACCAAUCCUUCGCCAAACCACUCUUUGGGCUCGGCCAUAAAAGAACCGAGCCCUCAGAAGAAACCCAGACCACCUACAACUGAUCAGAAGAAACCAUCAGAGGCUAUUGCUCCCAAGUCUGCACUAAAGCCAACGACUCCGCCGCCGCCGCCUAUAUCAGUGCCAGUUCAGAAGGCCUCCGACAAGGCGGUGCCGACCCCAGCAGCACGAAAGGCAGCGACAAUACCGCAACCAGCACCACCAAAGGCAGCGGCUACGGCAGCAGAUGAAGGCUCAAAGAAGAAUAUUAAUGAGAAAGUAGAGGAUUAUAUCAAACGCGUGAAGGAGAAGAUCCGGUCUGUUUCUGGGGUCGGGAGGACACCCAACCAUAAAUGA
Molecule: messenger RNA, 501 nt
Organism: Phoenix dactylifera (date palm)
Lineage: Eukaryota; Viridiplantae; Streptophyta; Magnoliopsida; Arecales; Arecaceae
Source: RefSeq, a predicted model, not a curated record